Molecule: messenger RNA, 1369 nt
Organism: Phragmites australis (common reed)
Lineage: Eukaryota; Viridiplantae; Streptophyta; Magnoliopsida; Poales; Poaceae
Product: mitochondrial import receptor subunit TOM40-1-like
Exons: 11
Coding region: 97-1101 (334 amino acids)
Biological process (GO): protein import into mitochondrial matrix
Cellular component (GO): mitochondrial outer membrane; mitochondrial outer membrane translocase complex
Molecular function (GO): transmembrane protein transporter activity
Source: RefSeq, a predicted model, not a curated record
CAGCAACAGAAAACCCUCCUAAAACCCCACGAUUUGAUCCCCCGCCGCCGGCGCCGUGAAAACUAACGCAACCCACCCAAGCCUUCCGCCGCCGCCAUGGGUUCCUCCGCCAGCCACGCCGCGGCCCCUCCUCCCGCGCCUACAUCCUACGUGGCGGCCCCUCCCCCCUUCGCGGCUGCCCACGCCGAGCCCCCGCCGAGGCCCCACGAGGAGGAGAAGGCGGCGGCCGAGGAGAAGGUGGACUACAUGAACCUCCCGUGCCCCGUCCCCUACGAGGAGAUCCAGCGCGAGGCCUUCAUGGCGCUAAAGCCCGAGCUCUUCGAGGGCAUGCGCUUCGAUUUCACCAAGGUGCUCAACACGUACUUCACAUUAAACCACAGUGUGAUAAUGGGAUCCAUUGACCUCCCGUCACAGGGGGAUGAGGUGAUCAAGAUCCCCACCUCGAACUACGAGUUCGGCGCCAACUUUCUUGAUCCCAGGAUGAUGCUCGUCGGGAGGGUCUCACAUGAUGGAAGGGUGAACGCCCGUGUCAAGUGCGAUCUUACAGACAAUCUUUCUCUAAAGAUAAAUGCUCAGUUGACAAAUGAGCCCCAUUACUCCCAAGGCAUGUUUAAUUUUGAUUAUAAGGGCAAAGAUUUCAGAUCUCAGUUUCAAAUUGGGAAUAAUGCCUUCUAUGGUGGGAACUAUAUCCAGAGUGUCACAAAGAAUCUCUCCUUGGGAACUGAAGCUUUUUGGCUUGGGCAGCAAAGAAAAUCAGGAGUUGGUUUUGUUGCUCGCUAUGACACAAAGAAAAUGGUUGUAACUGGGCAAAUUGCAAGCACUGGAAUGGUUGCACUUAGUUACGUUCAGAAAAUAUCUGAGAAGGUUUCCCUUGCAUCCGAUUUCAUGUACAAUCAGAUGACAAAGGAUGUAACAGCAAGUUUUGGUUAUGAUUAUAUGCUGAGACAGUGUCGAUUGAGGGGAAAGGUGGAUACCAAUGGCGUAGUUUCUGCUCUUUUGGAGGAGAGAUUGACUCCAGGCGUCAAUUUUGUUCUUUCUGCAGAGGUUGAUCACUGGAAGAAAGAUCACAGAUUCGGCUUUGGUAUGACCGUUGGAGAGUAAGACGACUACAGCAGUUCUUCGAGACACCUGUAAUGAUCAUAGUGGUUAGCAUUGGUCGACAAGGAUCAAGACAGUUCUAGUUUUGUUGCAUUUAUUUGUCUUCGGUUCAUUAUUUAGCUGCUAUGGCCUUGGGCCGCGGGGAGGCGCCUCUUGAUUGUACUGGGCACGUUACUUGAGUUGCGUAGAUUAAUGUGUGGUUAUGCACCUUAGUCACGCUGGAACAGGGAAACCUGAAUAUAUUUCAAUACUACCGAUUACAUCGUUUUUA